AAAAGAGGGAAGUAAACACGUGUGUUGUGGUACCGAUUGUUCUGUUGGGUUAAAAAAGUUUCUUGGUUGUUUACUGUGACUCGUACACUCUUAUUUACUCAAAAAGACACAUCACAAGAUGGCAAAGUCGCUAAGGAGUAAGUGGCGAAGGAAAUGCAGAGCAGUCAAAAGGGUGAGGUACGGAGAGAAAGAAUUGGCCAGGCUUAAGAAAACAUUGGGAAUUGACGAGAAUGCGUCUAAAGAUGUGGAAAUGUCCGAUAUCCAAGAAAUCGCCACAGUUACAAAUGCUCAAGCCAUUAAGGAGAAUAAGAAUAAAAAAGUUGUACAAGGAAACAUGGAAGAUGAGGAAAUGGACGAUGGAACUGCAAAGGUUUACAGUAAAAAAACCAUGAAAGACCAGUACGGGAACUAUCCAGUUUGGAUAAACCGCAGGAAACUGAUGAAACACAAAAAAGGCAGAGCAAAGACAAAGAAAGGAACCAUACAGAGGGACAAGAAAGUUGCAAAGAAACAAAAAAAAAGGCGUACUAAGGGAAAAGAGAAAAUCGAGCAGGCGUAAUUUGUAGAUUGUAAAACGACUUUUUAUUAAUAAAA
This is a messenger RNA of Copidosoma floridanum, 594 nucleotides long. RefSeq names its product protein LLP homolog. NCBI's taxonomy places the organism in Eukaryota, Metazoa, Arthropoda, Insecta, Hymenoptera, Encyrtidae. Gene Ontology annotation, molecular function: RNA binding. Gene Ontology annotation, biological process: dendrite extension. Gene Ontology annotation, cellular component: nucleolus. The record is from RefSeq and is a predicted model, not a curated record.